Molecule: messenger RNA, 2581 nt
Organism: Pseudoliparis swirei
Lineage: Eukaryota; Metazoa; Chordata; Actinopteri; Perciformes; Liparidae
Product: serine/threonine-protein kinase MRCK beta-like
Exons: 18
Coding region: 1-2226 (741 amino acids)
Biological process (GO): peptidyl-threonine phosphorylation; actomyosin structure organization
Cellular component (GO): cytoplasm; cytoskeleton
Molecular function (GO): protein serine/threonine kinase activity
Source: RefSeq, a predicted model, not a curated record
AUGCCAGCAAACUGGGAGGACACAGACGUUGACUCCGCCCCCCUGAAGUGGGAGGACACGCCCCCUUCACCCUCCCCCACCGCCGAGCACGAGGAAGUUAAAGCUGCUUCUUUCCCAGCGAGCCCCUCCCCCACCUACCAGAGCUCAGCACUGACCACACCAAAGCCCAAAGCCCACCAGCUGAGCAUCAGGAGCUUCUCCAGUCCCACUCAGUGCACACACUGCACCUCUCUGAUGGUGGGCCUCCUCCGACAGGGGUACGCCUGUGAAGUGUGCUCCUUCGUCUGCCACGCGUCCUGCAGAGACCACGCCCCCCUGGUCUGUCCAAUCCCAGCAGAGCACGCCAAGAGGCCGCAAGGCAUCGACGUUCUGAGAGGGAUCGGCACCGCCUACAAGGGCUACGUCAGGAUCCCGAAGCCCAGCGGCGUGAGGAAGGGCUGGCAGCGAGCCUUCGCCGUGGUCUCUGACUGUAAGCUGUUCCUCUUCGACGUUCCAGAGGGGAAGUCCACCCAGCCGGGCCCGGGGGCCAGCCUGGUGCUGGAUCUCAGAGAAGAGGAGUUCUCCGUCAGCUCUGUUUUGGCAUCGGAUGUGAUCCACGCCACCAGGAAGGACGUGCCCUGCAUCUUCAGGGUGACGGCGGCCCGGCGGCUGCCGCAGCAGGCGGCGGUGUCUCUGCUGGUGCUGGCGGAGAGCGAGGUGGAGAAGAGGAAGUGGGUCCGGAUCCUCGAGGGUCUGCAGAACCUUCUGACCAAGAACCACCUGAAGAACCAGAACCCUCAGGUCCAGGUCCUGCAGGAGGCCUACGACGCCUCGCUGCCCCUCAUCAAGACCACGCUGUCCGCCGCUGUGCUCGACCGGGAGCGGAUCGCCCUGGGAACCGAGGACGGCCUCUUUGUGGUGGAGGUCACCAGAGACGUGAUCGUGCGAGCCGCUGACAGUAAGAAGGUCCAUCAGAUCGUUUUAAUCCCCAAGGAGAAGAUCUUGGCUCUGCUGUGCGGUCGCAGCCGUCAUGUCCACCUCCACCACUGGGGGGCGCUGGAGGGCGCCGAGUCGCCCUUUGACAUCAAGCUGCCGGAGACCAAAGGCUGCCAGGCCCUGACCGCGGGGGAGCUCCGGCCCGGAGGCCCCGCCUGCCUGCUCGCCGCCGUCAAGCGCCAGGUCUUGUGCUACGAGAUCAGCGGAGCGAAGCCCCCCCACAGGAAGCUGUGGGAGGUGCAGGCGCCGGGCGCGGUGCAGUGGCUGGGCGUGCUGCGCGGCCGGCUGUGUGUGGGCUACCCGGCCGGCUUCGCCCUGCUGGCGCUGCGGGCCGAGUCGUCGCCCGUCAGCCUGGUGAGCCCGGCCGACGCCACGCUGGCCUUCCUGGCCCAGCAGCCGCCGCAGGACGCGCUGCACGCCAUGGAGGCGGGGCCCGGGGAGCUGCUGCUCGUCUUCAGCCAGCUCGGCCUCUACGUGGACGGCCAGGGCCGCCGGGCCCGGGCCCGGGAGCUGAUGUGGCCCGCGGCGCCGCUCGCCUGCAGCUCCAACUCGACCCACCUGACGCUCUACAGCGAGUACGGACUGGACGUCUUCGAUGUCGCCACCGCGGAGUGGGUCCAGACCGUCUCCCUCCGCAAGAUCAGACCUCUGAACGUUGAGGGGACGUUGAACCUGCUGAGCUCAGAGCCGCCGCGUCUGGUCUACUUCAGCAACACCUGGUCAGAGGGAGGCCUCACCAUCCCAGAGACGUCGGACCAGAGCAGGAAGUUGAUGGUCCGAACGCGCAGCAAGAGGAAGUUCCUGUUCAAGGUCCCCGAGGAGGAGCGUCUGCAGCAGAGGAGGGAGAUGCUCAGGGAUCCAGAGCUCCGGUCUAAAAUGAUUUCUAAUCCCACAAACUUCAACCACGUGGCCCACAUGGGACCCGGAGACGGGCUGCAGGUCCUCAUGGACCUCCCUCUGAGUGUGAUGUCUUCUCAAGAUGACCCAGUAAAAGAUAAGCCCCGCCCACUGUCCAGUAUCUCCCGGCAACAGAGGAGCAAGACACACAUCACACGGACAGCCUCAGAUUUUGGGGGAGGAGCUUCAUCUCACAGCAUCUCUGAACCUGAACAUGACCUGGACCGAGAACUGGACUCGGACUCCACCAAACACUCGACCCCCUCCAACAGCUCAAACCCCAGCGGCCCCCCCAGCCCCAACUCCCCCCACCGCAGCCAGCUCACCUUGGACGGGCUGGAAAUGGAUCCCUGAGGCCCCGCCCAUAUGUCAGGAGGAGGGGCUUAAUAAACCAAUCAGGCUGCAGAGUUUAGAUUUUAUUUGAUGAUUUUAUUGUGCAGGGUGAGUCUGAGCUUCCAGCUGCUUUUAUUUGUUGGAUUUUACCUGCUGGGAAGCCCCGCCCCCUGGUUCCAACCCUGCUGACGGCUGCUUUGUUUGACCUUUGACCCUUCUUCUAAGUGGCUCUGUGGGACCAAUCGCCUCCUUCUUUAUUAAAUAACUUGCUGAUAUGCUUUAGCAGGAUGUUAGCUUCCGAGCUAACAUUGACGGAGGUCUCACUCUGAUGAAAAAACACUGUAUGAAUUCAAUUAAAACGUUUUGUUAAAUUGCA